UAAACCUUGACGCUCACUCUUCCAGACAUCAAAUCAUGGCAAUACACAAUAAUCUCCUCGCUUUGGGUGUACUGGCCUUCAUAGGCCUAAAUUAUCUUAUUUUGAAAAUUUAUCGACAUCGCUCUCAUGUCAAUAGACUACGUAAACAGGGCGUAGUGAGUCAAAGUUUCUCUCGUAUGAGUCUUAUCCAUUCUCUCCCACUGAUUCCAUAUCGCUAUAGUGUAUAACCCCAGGAUGGAGUUGGGUUACCGGUCAUUUACUGGUCUUCGCUCGAUAUGCUCGCAAAUUCCCCCGCGAUAUAACAAUGGCAAUUGUCAUGAAUGAAAUGUGCCUCGAAUUUCCCAAAACAGAGACAUUUAUUGUAGACCUGUGGCCAUUCAUGAAUGUGGCGAUAAUGACUUACAACGCUGAAGCCGGAUUACUUGUCACCUCGAAGUACAACCUUCCUAAGUCACCCACGACUCUCGAUACUGUAAAGGCCAUUGCAGGCGGACCUAAUAUUCUAACGAUGAAUGGGAGUGAUUGGAAGUAUUGGCGGUCUUUGCUCAAUCCCGGUUUCAGUGCGGCGAGCUUGGUGGACCACACUUCUUUCAUCGUCGAUAGCGUAAAUGUGUUUUGCAGAGCCUUGGAAGAGAAGGCCGAGAAAGGGAUCAUUCUCCUCGACGAUUAUGCUGUGAAGCUGACCUUUGAUGUGAUCAUGAAGGUGGUUAUGUAAGUAGAUCUUGGUGGACUUUGGGAAAUAUCUUCUUACUAAGCAUCGCAACAGGGACGCAGAUAUCAAUUAUCAGACAUCGGACCAUCCUUUUGCUUUAGCACUGGCCAACACCGAAGCUGCGCCUUCGGUCUUCGAAGCCCGAAAGUUUAAUCCUCUCCGUCCUAUUCGAGAAUGGUACAACGGAUAUAAGAUGCAGAACUUUGUUACGAAGAGUGUGAAGAAACGCUUUGAAGAAAUGAAACUGGAGCGUUUGGUAUCGUCAAACAAGAAACGUACAUCACAGGCAAAAUCAGUUGUGGGAAUGACAUUAGAUUCAUAUUUUAACGAAAUGUCCAGCAAGCAAAGUUUGGAAGGGGUGGAAUUAGCUCCAGGAUUCCUUAAUGUGGUCGCGUACCAAACCCGCAUGUUUCUUCUGGCUGGCAACGACACAACAUCAAGCACUAUUGUAUUCAUAUACAACACGAUAGCUCGAAACCCUGAAGUGGCCGCCCAACUACGACAAGAGCACGAAACUGUCUUCGGUCCUGAUGUCUCCACAAUCGGGGCUCAGCUCAAAGCAAAGCCUGCUCUUCUAAAUGACUGCCGUUAUACUCUAGCGGUUAUCAAGGAGACAUUACGACUCUACCCGCCAGUGGCAAUAAACAUGAGAGCAGGUCUUCCAAAUGUCUCCAUCCCAACCCUAGAUGGCGAUAAAGUACCAACCGAAGGGUGUUCUGUUAUGGUACAACCAUACGCUAUGCAAAUAAACCCCCGCAUCUGGGUCAGACCCAAAGAAUUCUUGCCAGAACGCUGGCUCGUUUCGUCUGAUCACGAACUAUAUCCCCCACCCAAUGCGUAUCGACCUUUUGACAUUGGGCCAAGAGCUUGUAUUGGGCAACAGCUCACACUCAACGAGAUGCGAAUUGUUGUGAUCAUGACAAUGAGAAGAUUCGAUAUAAAACCAGCUUACGACGAGUUCGAUGAACUUGCGCGGAAGAAUUUGGGGCUCUUGGGAAAACUGAAAAGGGGAAUCGUUGGAGAAGGGAUCAAGACCUUUGAUGGGGAUAGGGCUUACCAAACUGUGAAGACGGGUACCCACCCUUCGGAUAGUUAUCCUUGUCGGAUAGAAUUGCUUAAAGGUUGAGCCGAAAAGUAGGGGUUUUUUCUCUUUCCAUUGGUCAAAGUUUUGGUGUAGAUACG
Molecule: messenger RNA, 1894 nt
Organism: Hymenoscyphus albidus
Lineage: Eukaryota; Fungi; Ascomycota; Leotiomycetes; Helotiales; Helotiaceae
Source: the annotation of a GenBank genome assembly